Morone saxatilis (striped sea-bass) is the source of this 1031-nucleotide messenger RNA. RefSeq names its product LY6/PLAUR domain containing 6 (gene lypd6). Gene Ontology annotation, molecular function: acetylcholine receptor inhibitor activity. The coding region runs from base 1 to 528 and encodes 175 amino acids. Gene Ontology annotation, biological process: positive regulation of canonical Wnt signaling pathway. The record is from RefSeq and is a predicted model, not a curated record. NCBI's taxonomy places the organism in Eukaryota, Metazoa, Chordata, Actinopteri, Moronidae. The transcript has 4 exons.
AUGGAGGCCUGGCCAACACUGGCCUGGGUCCUGCUAAUGACCAACAUUGCUAAUUGGCAGAGAACUGUCCAGUCCCGGGACUUCUCCUUGACAGAUAUCAUCCUGCUGCAUCCCUCAACUACGCCUCAUCCCGGUGGCUUCAAGUGCUUCACGUGUCAGGAUGCUGCAGAUAACUAUGAGUGUAAUCGCUGGGCGCCAGAUGUUUACUGUCCAAAAGAUGCCAGAUACUGUUACACACUCCACAUGAUGGACAGCCAUGGAGACAGUGUGUCUGUGACCAAGCGUUGUGUGACCCUGGACGACUGUCUGUUUACUGGCUGUGCUGAUGUGUCUGGUAAUGGCUAUCAGGUGUGCUCAUCCUGCUGCGAGGGGAACAUCUGUAACGUGUUGGUGCCGAGAAAUGAGAGCAGCGCCAUUUUCUCCUCGACUUCUCCUCUGGUCAGCUCGAGCAGAAGUCUUCUUCCUGUGACGCUGAGCUACGUCAUCCUCAUCAUCAUCAUCAUCAUCUUCACAGCUGUACAUGUUUGAGAGGGAAUCUCUGCACAAGUGUCACAUCAUUUAAAAAACAGAAGAACUUUUUGGGUAACUGAAAAAUGAGCUAACGGUGAAGAACAAUGCUAAAUGCAUUUCCUAAUGUCAUUGUGUUAGCCGGUACAUGCAGCAUCAGACCUGAGACUGUUUAUUGUGUGCUGCGCAGAUUGAUUAGAUCAGCUUUAUAAUGAUAUUUCACUAAAUGUCUAGAGAGUUUAGUCACAGAGGAAUGUUAACUUGAAGUUUGAACAAAAACAAAAAGUGAAAACCUGUGUCCAAACCUGUCACUGCGGUACCAUAUUCCAUUUACUUCUUCCUGUCAGACAAUAUUUACAUUUUGUUAAAGAUUUUCUGCUAAUUUAUUUAUAAGUGUCAGUAUUAAUGUGAGGCUGUUGUUCUUUAACACUGUCAGUGUGUGUUUUUGGAGGUUUCGUAAAUAUUAUAUUGCUUGUGAAAUCAGUUAUCACUGUUUGUUGUUUUUAAUAAAGGUAUGAACAAAA